AUGGCCGAAACGCAAACCGGAAAGCGCGUGAAGUACCUUCAAAGCGACAAUGGGGGUGAAUACAAGUCCGACAAGCUGGCACGAUUCUGCGCGGAACGGGGAAUACAACAAAGGUUCACACCCCCAUAUACUCCUCAGCUAAACGGAGUAGCUGAGAGAAUGAAUCGCACGCUGGUCGAGUGUGCGCGUUGCAUGAUGGAACACGCUGGACUGGGAAAGAGCUACUGGGGUGAAGCAGUGAUGACGGCGAUGUUUCUUCGAAACCGCUGUCCAACACGUGUCAUUCACCAAGACAAGUCUCCAUAUCAAGUGUGGACGAUGAAGAAACCGAUUCUGGCCAACCUUAAAGUGUUUGGAUGCCACGCGUAUGUUCAAGUGCCUCAAGACAAACGCGCGAAGUUCGACUCCAAGUCAUCACUCUGUCGUUUCCUGGGAUACGCCGAACACCAGAAGUCAUAUCGAUUUGAGGAAGUGUCAACAGGAGCGAUCAAGAUCAGUCGCGAUGCCACAUUCAUGGAAGACAAGUUUGAUGAAGGUCCGCGCAACUACAACGAUGAGUCAAGUGUCGUUGAGUUUGAUGAUCAUGACGAGGACGAAGAAAAAGAAGAAGGUAAAACUGACGACGACAUGGACUCGAGCGACGAUGACAACGAAGACACCAGGUCUUCGAAGAGCAACAUCAAGAGACACACGCGCACUCAAUCACUUGAGAAAGCUACCGUCAUUCCAAGUCCCAAGCGAAGAACGUACAGAGGUCCGUCGCUUGAGCAUGUGUCAGCGGCUGCAAUGGAUUUUGAAGCAGCCUACAUCGUUGAUUCAGUGGGGAAACGCCGACUACAUUCAAGUCGGCGAUGGAAUCAAGCGACUCCGGCAAGUGGAAAGAAGCGUGUGACUCGGAGUUCGAUUCGCUUCAGAGAAACGACACGUGGGAAAUCGUGCCUCUUCCGAAAGGUCGCAAGGCCAUCGGGUGCCGAUGGGUUUUUCGUGUAA
Peronospora matthiolae is the source of this 990-nucleotide messenger RNA. The record is from the annotation of a GenBank genome assembly. NCBI's taxonomy places the organism in Eukaryota, Oomycota, Peronosporomycetes, Peronosporales, Peronosporaceae.